UCUGGCUCAGUUCUGGCUUGACCAGUUGGAGACCAAAAUGUUUCUGAAUGCGCUACACAGCAGCCUCACGCUCCUCCAACUGCUGACAGUUCUGCUCAUGGCUUCUGCAGACAGGCGAGCUGCAGACCUCCCCAAGGCUGUGGUGAAACUGGAGCCCCCGUGGAUUCACGUGCUCCAGGGGGACACCGUGACUCUGCAAUGCCAGGGGGCCCAUGCCCCUGGGGACACCUCCACCCAGUGGUUCUACAAUGGCAGCUCCAUCCCGAGCCAGGACCAGCCCCACUACAGGUUUAAGGCCCAGAGCAACGACAGCGGGGAGUUCAGGUGCCAGAUGGGCCAGACCAGCCUCAGCGACCCGGUGCAUUUGGAAGUGUUUUCCGGUGAGUGGAGGAAGGGACUGAGGGUCUGGGAGGACCAGGGGAGAUCUACUGACCGUGCAGGGGGUGCGGGAGGGGGUGGCGGUUUACUGGGCGGUCCUGCUAAACCAUCAAUGGUACUUCUGACUUCUCCCAUGAAAAUGUGA
This is a messenger RNA of Tupaia belangeri chinensis (Chinese tree shrew), 523 nucleotides long. RefSeq names its product low affinity immunoglobulin gamma Fc region receptor II-a-like. Gene Ontology annotation, molecular function: IgG binding; IgG receptor activity. Gene Ontology annotation, biological process: cell surface receptor signaling pathway; antibody-dependent cellular cytotoxicity; positive regulation of phagocytosis. Gene Ontology annotation, cellular component: external side of plasma membrane. Bases 38 to 523 code for a protein of 161 amino acids. The transcript has 4 exons. NCBI's taxonomy places the organism in Eukaryota, Metazoa, Chordata, Mammalia, Scandentia, Tupaiidae. The record is from RefSeq and is a predicted model, not a curated record.